CCGACGCAGCCGCAUUAUCAACAUUUUUUACCAAAACAUCAAUAUCAAAAUAUCAUAAAAUCCUUUUAAAAAGUAUUAAAAAUUAAAUUAAAAUCUAUUUUUAGCGUAUUCUGCAAGUAAUUCGCAAUGUCGGACGAAAACAUUUUUAUAUUCGUGCCAAACAUAAUUGGAUAUGCAAGAAUCGUUUUGGCUAUAAUUUCCUUUUAUUUUAUGCCAACAAACUAUAUUAUUGCUUGUUCAUGUUAUGUAAUAUCAGCCCUACUGGACGCUUUCGAUGGACAUGCUGCCAGGUACUUUAAUCAAAGCACCAAAUUUGGUGCUAUGCUUGACCAACUGACAGAUCGCUGUGGUACCAUGGGAUUGGUGGCAGUACUGGCCCAUUUCUACCCCAAGUAUAUGUUUCUGUUUAUUCUAUCUAUGUGCAUUGACAUUGCCUGCCAUUGGAUAUAUCUACAUUCGUCCAUUUUGCAGGGCAAAACAAGCCACAAGUUUGUUGACAUGUCAGAAAACCCAAUAAUGAGACUCUAUUACACCAAUAAAAACGUGCUGUUUGUAAUGUGUGCCGGUAAUGAAGCAUUUUAUGCUGCUUUAUAUCUUCUCCACUUUACUGAAGGCCCUAUUAUUGCAGGUUUGGGAUUAUGGAGGAUCAUCAUAUUCCUUUCAGCGCCAAUAUGUUUCAUUAAGACAGGAAUCUCCCUUCUUCACUGUGUUGUGGCCUCAAAGAAUUUGGCUAUCAUCGAUAUUAACGAGAGAAAGAAUGCUACCAAAAAAGCAUUUUAAAAGAAGUCAAUUUUCCAAAGGCUUUGCUUACUUAACAGACUGGAGAACAUAUUGUGUCAGUACCCCUAAUAGAAGAUUUGUGACCAAAGGAUAAAUAGUUGCUCCAUUGUAAUGUUGUUUAGGUUUGUGUUAAGUCAUACUGUUGUUUUUUGAGGUUAGCUCAUUUUAUUUCUAAUUUUCUAUAUUACUGCUCAUUCAUUUUAAACUCUUUUCAACAAUUUCAUAUUAGUUAUUAUACCUCGUUUUUUAAAUAGGAGGAGUAAUUAAAAUUUACCACACCGUAAUGCUUUUUUGCAAUUGGUCGCACUAAAUUAUAAAAUUUUGACAUUUAUGAAAUUUUCACACUAAUGGCAUUUAAAAUUUAUAGGUUAAUUAAGUUAUAUCGGCGAUUUUUAGUGUUUUCUGUCAUAUUCGUUUAAUUUUUAGAUUUUUAGUCUGAAUUUAUAUAAAAAACAGUUGAUUUUAGAACUCUUUAGCGACGUAUUAGUAUAAUAUAUAUGUUGUUCUGAAGCUAUUUCCUUGUGGAAUUUUUGUAAUCAACUAUUUUUAAUGGGAAAUAAGCCACAAUUUUACCAAAAAAUGAUUUUAUUAACGUUUCCUAGCCCACAUCGGGUUUCGUUGUCAAAAUACAAAAUACUACUUUUGUAUUUUGACAGUAUUUUGUAUUUUGACAACAAAAACCGAUUUGGGCUUCGAAACGUUAAUAAAAUCAUUUUUUUGGUAAAAUUGUGGCUUGUUUCCCAUUGAAAAUAGUUGAUUAAUAUAUAAUAUAUAUGAUUUACCGUCAAAUACCGACAUGAUCAACCAAAAAAGAAGAUGGAUAUUUUUCUAGUGACAAUAUUGGGUGUAAAUCUGUCAUUUGAAUUUACUCCUAUUUAAAAAAUGAACCAUAGUAUAUUUAAUUUGUAAAUAUUUUUACUAAUAAUACAGCGAAAAUGAUAGUCAUAUGAUGAACUACACACAGCUGUCAAACUUACAAACAAACUAUACUAAGAAAAUAGUUUAAUUUUCCAUCAAUAAAUGUUAAAUAUUACAAAUAAAUUCACAACAAUCGUCUGAAAUGAAUAGUUUUGAUAAUAGGGCUUUUCAACGCUUCUCAUUAUUUGUUUCAGGAACUUGUCAUAUGUCGUAGAUUAAUAUUAUAGGACAGAUGACAAGUUCCCGAAACAAAUGAGAAGCGUUGAAAAGUCCUGUAGGACAAUUUAGAUUGUGAAAUGAGCCGCAAAAACUUUACAAAAAAAUGUCAUUUAGAUAUUACUUGCGAGGCGUAUACAGGUUGAUAUUCGGGUCUUUAAAUAUUAAUAUUUUUUAUUUUAAUUUAGCAUAUAACGUGAUAUUAUGAGGCAUUUCGUUUUUAAAACAUUCCUGAUACAGAUUAUUUACUUUGUUAGGCAGUGUGUCCAGAGAGGAACUAUACAAUUACCGAUUAUUAUUAUUACUAGAUAUUACCAAAAAGAAAGUAUAUCAUCUAAAAAUAUGACAUGCCGGAUAGACUUAUUACAAAAUAUGUCUAGAAACCUUGAUAAAAAUAUUGAAGCAAAUGUACGCGUAUAACAUCCAAUGUCUCCCUUUUAGAAUAUUUUUAUUGGCUUUUAUAGUCUAUAAACUAUUAAUAGUUUAUAAACUAUCUUCUUAUUUUUUUUGAUUAGUAUAUUAACUCAGAUUAGUCUAUAUCAGUAUGACAGCCAAAUGGAAAUUUGAUUUAUCACAUCUACCAAAUAUUAAGUUUAAAAAGUGAUAUUAAUUUAUUUCUAUUAGGAUGUGUAGAUUGUUGAUUUGUGAUAUUGUUCCUAAAAUUUACCUAAAAGAUAUAUUGAAACAUUAAAUGUUAGAAUUUAUAUCUUAUUUUAAACAGUCCUUAUUGUGCAUUUAUGUAAUAAUUUACUACAUAUAUUUAUGUCAACAAUAAAUACUUAAUAUCA
Molecule: messenger RNA, 2702 nt
Organism: Diabrotica virgifera virgifera (western corn rootworm)
Lineage: Eukaryota; Metazoa; Arthropoda; Insecta; Coleoptera; Chrysomelidae
Product: CDP-diacylglycerol--inositol 3-phosphatidyltransferase
Exons: 5
Coding region: 127-780 (217 amino acids)
Biological process (GO): phosphatidylinositol biosynthetic process
Cellular component (GO): membrane; Golgi apparatus
Molecular function (GO): CDP-diacylglycerol-inositol 3-phosphatidyltransferase activity
Source: RefSeq, a predicted model, not a curated record